This is a messenger RNA of Formica exsecta, 2975 nucleotides long. RefSeq names its product pre-mRNA-splicing factor CWC22 homolog (gene ncm). The coding region runs from base 137 to 2407 and encodes 756 amino acids. The transcript has 2 exons. NCBI's taxonomy places the organism in Eukaryota, Metazoa, Arthropoda, Insecta, Hymenoptera, Formicidae. Gene Ontology annotation, biological process: mRNA splicing, via spliceosome. The record is from RefSeq and is a predicted model, not a curated record. Gene Ontology annotation, cellular component: catalytic step 2 spliceosome. Gene Ontology annotation, molecular function: RNA binding; protein binding.
GGCAAAAAAUCUGCAGUACUGCUGAUCCAAUCAGGCUUUAUUAGAAAGAGAUGGAAGUGACCUCAUAUUAUCCGCUUUUCACUAUACUCGUGCGACUCCCUUUCCACUGCCAUCAGCAGUCCAUUCUCCAUUCUAUAUGUCGAUGGCACAAGUGAGCAUAAGUGAGCAUAAGCAUGAGGUUAUGUACACAAGGAGAAAAAUGAAGAGAUCGCACUCAAAACGAAACGAAGAGGAGAUCGAGGAAAGCUAUCGCAAACGAAGAGAUUACAAACGCAAUGACAAUCGUAAGGAGUCUAGGCAUAACGAUGACCACAGUAGUUCCAGGUGCGGUGAACACAGAAGUUUCAGACGAGACAGUAAUCAUCGAAGUUCUAGACGUGACGAUGAUCAUCGGCGUACUAGACGCGAUGAUCACAAAAAUCUUAGAUACAACGACGAUCGUAAGGAUAAUAAUGGCGAAAGGGGCAGAAAGCAGAAUUUGCCGGAAGAAGAAGUAGGAAGUAGGUAUUAUGGAGAACCGGAUAAAACGCAAGAGAAUGUAGAGGAAGUUAGGCAAAAGCGUACAGUGGAUCUUCUGACUUCAAAGACGGGAGGUGCGUACAUUCCACCUGCCAAAUUGCGUAUGCUCCAAGCAGAGAUAACUGAUAAGUCUGGAGCUGCUUAUCAACGUAUUGCAUGGGAAGCGUUGAAGAAGUCUAUCCAUGGUUAUAUUAAUAAGGUUAACACUAGUAAUAUAGGAAUCAUAACAAGAGAAUUGUUGCACGAAAACAUUGUUCGUGGUAGAGGUUUGUUGGCGCGUUCUAUUAUUCAAGCGCAAGCUGCUUCUCCAACAUUCACUCCAGUUUAUGCAGCACUAACAGCUAUAAUCAAUUCCAAGUUCCCUGAUAUAGGUGAAUUGGUAUUGACGCGUCUCGUUCUGCAAUUUAAACGUGGGUUUAAAAGAAAUGAUAAACCUUUGUGUAUAUCCUCAGGCACAUUUAUAGCACAUUUGGUUAAUCAAGGUGUAGCCUAUGAAAUUAUUGCUUUAGAAAUUUUGACUCUGUUAUUGGAAACACCAACAGAUGAUUUCGUUGAAGUGGCCAUAGCAUUUUUGAAGGAAUGUGGCAUGAAGCUGACAGAGGUUUCGCGAAGAGGUGUAGAAGCCAUCUUUGAGAUGUUAAGAAACAUACUACACGAAGGACAAUUGGAUAAGCGAGUUCAAUAUAUGAUAGAAGUUAUGUUUCAAAUCAGAAAGGAUGGAUUUAAGGAUCACGAAGCUGUUCCCCAAGAAUUGGAUCUUGUGGAAGAGGAGGAUCAAUUCACCCAUUCGAUAAGAUUAGAUGACGAGAUGGAUACGCAAGAUAUAUUAAAUGUGUUCAAGUUUGAUGUAAAUUAUCUUGCUAGCGAGGAGAAGUAUAAGCAAUUAUGUAAAAAGAUUCUUGGUUCAGAUGUCAGUGAUUCGGAAGAUAAUGAUGAGAAUAGAGAAGAUGACAGUUCGGACGAAGAUAGCAGCGCGGAACAAGUCGAAGGAAAGAAAGAUGUAAUAUUUGAUAAUACAGAAACAAAUCUGACCGCACUUCGUCGAACUAUAUAUUUGAUGAUACAUUCCUCGCUCGAUUUCGAAGAAUGUGCACACAAGUUGAUGAAAAUGCAACUGAAACCCGGACAGGAGAUCGAAUUGUGCCACAUGUUCUUGGACUGCUGCGCGGAGAUGCGAACGUACGAGAAGUUCUUUGGACUUUUAGCCGUUCGGUUUUGCGCCAUCAAUAAGAUGUACGUAACACCAUUCGAGCAAAUCUUCAAAGAUUCCUAUCAUACGAUACAUCGUCUCGAUAGCAACAAAUUGCGGAACGUGUCGAAAUUUUUUGCCCAUUUACUAUUCACGGAUUCCAUUUCGUGGAGCGUACUGUCGUGUAUAAAAUUGAACGAGGAAGAUACCACUAGUUCUAACAGGAUAUUUAUUAAGAUUCUGUUUCAAGAACUCUCAGAGUAUAUGGGUCUAGCAAAACUGAAUGAACGAGUCAAGGAUGCAACACUGCAAGAAGUGUUUGAAGGACUAUUUCCUAGAGAUGAUCCGAAAAAUACGCGUUUUGCAAUUAACUUUUUUACUUCAAUUGGUUUGGGUGCUUUGACUGAUGAUUUAAGAGAACACUUAAAAUCCCGUUCAAAGCCGACUACCGUACCAGCAUUAAACGCUCAAGAGAAUGAACUCUCCAGUUCCGAUGAAUCUACUUCAUCAUCUAGUUCCACCUUGUCUAGUUCUACAACAACGGAUUCUUCUUCAUUAUCAUCAGAGGAUGAAAUUUCGGCAAAGAAGAAAAAUAAACAAAAAGGAAAGAAAUCUAAAUCAAAGGACAAAAAGGAAGAGAAACACAAAAAGAUGCAAAAGAAAAAAAAGAAAAAUAAGACGACAAAAAGGAAUAAAUAAAAUAGCUAAUAUCUUCCAAACAUUUUUGUAUGUACAAAUCAUGAAGUAUGGCACCCAGCUGUCUAUUUCGAGGAAGAGCAAAGAUGAAGAGUGCGCCAUCAAUAUCAUCGAAGUUUCGCGAUACUUCAUCCUGACAAUGAAUACAAGAUGGCAACGAUACUAAGCAUACUGUAUUUUGCGUAGUCGUCGGUUCACGGGCAUAUGCAUAUGUGUAUGCUGCGCACCGCACCGCAUGGAGUGCGAGUGUGACAGAGAGAUGCGCACAAGAGAGGGAGAGAUACGCAAGCUAUUUUGACGGGAAGGCCACAUAACUAGACGGCGGCAGCGUCCGAUUCACAUGAAUGCGCGUGCCGCCGCGGACGACAGCACGUCGUAACCGAGCUAUGCGCAUUAUGCUCUACUUGUAUAUGAAUGUGUACGUACACGCACACGGCAUACACACUUGCUCUUCUUGAGUGACAAAGUGAGGGACUACACAGAAACGUAAUUGGAAUUUUUCAAUCGAAUCGAGAGCAAAACGCGCAUGUAAUAUAAAUUUCUAAUUAAAAUAAAAUUAUUCUACGAUUAU